CUUUUAUAUGUAGCAGUCACGUCACGUCUUUUACAGCAGUCGCGUCAAUUCUUGAACUUUAUUAGCCAUGCUCCUUCUAUACCUACGAGUGCUAAUCUAUGGCCAGUUUCAGUCCCAGACCUCCCCUCCUCUCAAUUCUUCCACUCUCACCCAUCACCACCACCCUAAUAUUCACACUCAUACUCAUACUCACAUUCACAUUCACCCUUACUCUCACCCUUCACACUUGUUCUCUAUUAUACCGCAAUGGAGCCUAAUCUACUACCCGCCCCCCAAGACACGGGUAGAGGGAUGUACUUUUCCACCUUUGCCGUGCUAGAAGAAGACAUACAUCGAGAAGAAGCUUAUGUUGUAGAGGCGGAAAGGAUACUAAAAUUAGCCCAACCAGUGAAUAGGGAAAGAGCGGAAAAGGCACUAGAAAGAGCCCAAAAAGCCCUGUUUAGAGCACAAGACGCAUAUAGACUCAAGGACCAAAAUCGCGCGAGGGCCCGCUACCCAGCUUAUGUUCCAAGUCGGCCUUUUCUCAUGCCCGGAUCCCCUGGCAUUCCUUACUUGGAUCCUACUCCUGGUCCUCAUUCGGCUAUGUUUUAUCCCGGACAUACAUAUGGACAUACAUAUGGACAUACAUAUGGACAUACAUAUGGACAUACAUAUGGACAGCCCCCUUCCUCUCAUCCAGCACCUACAUAUGGACAAUCGCCUCCCUCUCAUCCGGGACAUACAUUUGGCCAGUCUACCCUCUAUUCGGGAUAUACACUUGGCCAGCCUACCUUUCAUCCAGGACACACAUUUGGCCAGCCGCCUCCUAUCUUUGGUUCAGCACCUACAUUUGGGGACACGCGUCCCCCUGCUUUUCAACCUUUGUGGCAUCAGCCUCCGCCUCCAUGGAGCCAGCAUCAGCCUUUGAACCAACCCGCCCAAGCACCUGUGUCUGCCUUUCCUAUUCCCAAUCCUACGACUAACUACUCUCCGGGAUUUGCCGCAGACAACGGGCAAAAUGUAAGUGAUAUCAUCCCUCGCAUCUUAUUACACGUCUAACUCUAUUCUACAGUCGGGCUAUGUCGGAGUCAAUGUUAGAGCCAAUGUUAGAAUAAAUGUUAGAGUCAAGCGAAAGCUAAGCCAGGUAAGUAACAUCCUUGUCCCUAAGAUAUCUCAAUUUGUCUAACUCGAACCAAUCAUAGGACCAUUAUGAUUUGGCUGUUGAUG
This is a messenger RNA of Daldinia loculata, 1206 nucleotides long. RefSeq lists its product as uncharacterized. The transcript has 2 exons. Lineage: Eukaryota; Fungi; Ascomycota; Sordariomycetes; Xylariales; Hypoxylaceae. Bases 247 to 1038 code for a protein of 263 amino acids. The record is from RefSeq and is a predicted model, not a curated record.